This is a messenger RNA of Pelmatolapia mariae (spotted tilapia), 1407 nucleotides long. RefSeq names its product type I cytokeratin, enveloping layer, like (gene cyt1l). Gene Ontology annotation, molecular function: structural molecule activity. Bases 135 to 1364 code for a protein of 409 amino acids. The record is from RefSeq and is a predicted model, not a curated record. Gene Ontology annotation, cellular component: cytoskeleton. The transcript is spliced from 8 exons. Lineage: Eukaryota; Metazoa; Chordata; Actinopteri; Cichliformes; Cichlidae.
GCUGCGACACGAUGGCAGGAAUCCGUUGGACGUGGGAGAGAGGGCGCUUCAGUUUGAAACGAUGAGGUAAAUCAGAUCUGAAGAGGGGGGGACACCCACUCACCUCAGACUCAGAGCAGAAAAAAGUCUCCAGCAUGUCCAGUCUGUCCUACCGUGUCUCAGGAUCUCGCCCCGGCUCCAUGAGGGCCGGCAGCGUGUGCGGCGGCGCCGGGGGAUACGGCGUCCGCAUCUCCAGCACAAGCGCUCCCAGGAACUUCUCCUCCUCCGCUGCCGCAGGUCUCGGGUCUGGUGGCUUCGACCUCGCCGACGCCGUUGAUAUCUCAGACAACAAGAAGAUGGCCAUGCAGAACCUGAACGACCGCCUGGCCUCCUACCUGGAGAAGGUGCGCAAGCUAGAGGCGGCCAAUGCUGACCUGGAGCUGAAGAUCAAGGAGUUCCUUGAGAAGAAGACCAAAGUAGAGGGGAACGACUACUCUGCCUACUACGCCACCAUAAGUGAGCUGCAGGCCAAGAUCCUCCACGCCACCAGCACAAAUGGAUCCCUUUACCUGACGAUUGAUAACGCCAAGCUGGCUGCUGAAGACUUCAAAAUGAAGUACGAGAACGAGCUGAGCAUGCGUCAGAGUGUGGAGGCUGACAUCGCUGGGCUGAGGAAGGUCCUCGACGAGCUGACGAUGACGAGGUCCGACCUGGAGAUGCAGAUCGAGUCUCUGAAGGAGGAACUCAUCCACCUCAAGAAGAACCAUGAGGAGGACUUGCUCGCGCUGCGCUCCCAGAUGAGCGGUCAGGUGAACGUGGAGGUGGAUGCUGCUCCUCAGGAGGAUCUGACUGCAGUUAUGGCCCAAAUCAGAGAUCACUACGAGAACGUUGCUACCAAGAACCGCAGAGAACUGGAGGCCUGGUUCCAGACCAAGUCUGAUGAGCUGAAUAAGACGGUCGCUGAGAGCACAGAGGUUCUUCAGUCGUCUCGCUCUGAGAUCACAGAGCUCAAACGCACCCUGCAAAGUCUGGAGAUCGAGCUCCAAGCACAGCUCAGUAUGAAAAAGUCUCUGGAGAACACUCUAGCCGAAACCCAGAGCAGGUACGCCAGCAUGCUGGCAGGUUACCAGCAGCAGGUGACGUCUCUCGAAGAACAGUUGAUGCAGCUGAGGGCCGACCUGGAGCGUCAGCGACAAGAUUACCAGAUGCUGCUUGACAUCAAAACCAGGCUGGAGAUGGAGAUCGCGGAGUACAGAAGGCUGCUGGAUGGAGAACUGGACAGCUCGUCUUCCUCCAAAAAGACCACCACUCGCAAAGUGGUGAUUGUCACCAGAGAGACCACUGAGGACGGAGAGGUGACCACCGAAACUCAGGAGAUGAAAUGAGACGACAAACAUCCGUCAACACGUUCCUAAACGUUCUCAGAAG